Musca domestica (house fly) is the source of this 2167-nucleotide messenger RNA. It is a transcript of the gene pcs, whose product is annotated as SH3 domain-binding protein 5 homolog. The transcript has 4 exons. NCBI's taxonomy places the organism in Eukaryota, Metazoa, Arthropoda, Insecta, Diptera, Muscidae. The record is from RefSeq and is a predicted model, not a curated record. Gene Ontology annotation, biological process: intracellular signal transduction; negative regulation of protein tyrosine kinase activity. Bases 281 to 1816 code for a protein of 511 amino acids. Gene Ontology annotation, molecular function: protein kinase inhibitor activity. Gene Ontology annotation, cellular component: cytoplasm.
GACAACAGCCAGAUAUCGUUUUUCAGUGAUUAGUGACCCGAGUUCAAUGGGAAAAAUUAAUAAGAUUUUUCCAUAUUAAUUAAAUCUCAAAUUAAUCAAAAUUUGUUGAUCAUCAAUAUCAAAUUGUUUAAUUAUGUAAUAGAAAAGUUCAAAUCUGUUCAAGUUUGCCCUUGAGAAAAGAAAACAAGCGUGUAAUUUAUAUUUUAGCAGUAUUUGCGUCUGCGAAUGAAAAGUGUGAGGCAACAUAAAAAAAUAGAAAAAAAAAAAAUAAAUUUGUACAAUGUCAACAAUGGCCGACGAAAGCGAGCUGGACCCGCGAAUAAAGAUUGAGUUGGAAAAUCUUAAUACGGCCACGGAUGAAAUCAACAAAUUGGAAAUAGAAUUAGAGGAGGCCAAUUCCACUUUCCGAAUAUUGUUGAAUGAGUCUACACGUCGUCUAAAACUAUCUUCGAAAAAGUUGGGGAGCUGCAUUGAUAAAGCUAGGCCAUAUUAUGAAGCCCUGGAUAAGGCGAAAGCUGCACAAAUUGAAUGUCAAAAAGCCGCAGUCAAAUUUCAAAGAGCUAAUGAAAUUCACGCUGCCGCAAAGGAAACCGUUGCUCUGGCUGAACAGCGAUUUAUGUCAAAUUCACACGAAUGGCAAUUCGAUAAUGCUUGGCAGGAGAUGCUGAACCACGCCACUCAAAAGGUUAUGGAUGCUGAAAAACAAAAGGCUGAAUGUCAUGCCGAGCAUCAAACACGUACAAAAAUAUUCCAUUUGGCUGAACAGAAAGUCCAGCAGCUGGAAGAACGCUUUCGUCGCAGUAUUGCAAAAUCCCGACCCUAUUUUGAGGAGAAACAAAUUUGUCAGGAUCAACUACAAACUCAAAAAAAUCGCAUUGAAGAACUGCAGGCACAAGUACAAGCAGCAAAGAAUACAUAUGCGACAGCCCUACGUAACUUGGAACGUAUUAGCGACGACAUUCAUCGCCAACGAGGAGAUUAUCCACAAUUACUGAAUACACCCCCGCCAGGUCCUAGGGAACCAGGUGUAGGGGCAGAACUGAACUCGCCAACUACCACGCAAUUGCCUCCUUUACCCGAUUUCCAUAAAGAGCUGGACAACUGCGGUUAUCCUUCUCUGGGCGACAGCCAGUCUUCUUUGGGAGCCCAUUCUCAGAGAUCUGAAAAUGUUCCUUGUUCCAGUAAGAAGUCUUGUCAUAAUGUUGGUCCAACAGCUCAUGUGUCUCUGGCCACAUUGGCUUCAAUGGAGGAUUCAGAUUUAGAUGAAGACGAAGAUGUUGUCAUAAAAUCGCAGGAAAUGGACGAUCAAGAGACCGAACAAGAACCCUCAACACAGGUGGUCGACGAGAAGGACUUGGAAAUACUGAGACAAAAAGUUAAAUUUUUAGCAGUUCGCCCAAUUGAGGGUGGAGAUGGUCAGCAGGAACAAAAUGAUAUCUGGGAAAAUGAAUUGAAUGCUACAGUGGACAAGUUGGAUCAUUUGUUGCUAUUGAAAGAAUGCGCUAAAAAUCAGGCGGAACUACACAAGCACAACAUUCAAAACACCCCAAAUAAUUCAAUGCGACCAGACUCUUUGGGCGCUGAGGCUCCAGUUACGCCAAAGCCUCUUAUUCAAAUCUCUGAAGCAUGCGUUAAUAGUUUGCCAACUACUCCGGAACAUAUGGUCAAGCCUUUGAAAAAACUACACAAACUCGAACCAUUGCCACUGGCAAACGUUUCCAUGAGAGAGCUGCCACUGCUGUCCCGUCUCUCGAACGAGGUUCUUAAUCAAAGCGGUGGGUACAAUAACAAGCAACGUAGACGAUCCUUGGAUUAAUUUAUGAGUUCUAUUGUGGCUACAAAUGUAAAUUCACAAAAUAGUCUUAAGCCUACAAGAUAGUUAUCAGUAUAUCUGCAGCAUUACCGAUCAAUUUUAAAAGUAGUUAUGGCGUUAAAUGCAUUAUAAUCGUUUCUUUUUUACUUCAAUUGUUAUGUGAUAAUUUUUUCGAAAUGGCAAUGAGCAUAUAUUGAGAACAGUUCUGUAACAACUUUAAAUCUCUAAGUUCAGUAAAUCUUGACACUAUUGUAAUUAUUUUAAGAGGGAUUCAAAAUACACAUGUCAAAAAUAGCAGUAUUGCAGCUUUAAUUUAACGGAAUUUUUGAGUAAUAAAUAUUAGUAAAAAAUCCA